Messenger RNA from Capronia epimyces CBS 606.96, 459 nucleotides. RefSeq lists its product as uncharacterized. The transcript is spliced from 2 exons. The coding region runs from base 1 to 459 and encodes 152 amino acids. NCBI's taxonomy places the organism in Eukaryota, Fungi, Ascomycota, Eurotiomycetes, Chaetothyriales, Herpotrichiellaceae. The record is from RefSeq and is a predicted model, not a curated record.
AUGUUCCCUCGUUGUCGGCCGCCAUUCCAUGAGGCACGGGGAAAUAUUGUGAACGUGGAGCAGGCCAUGGGGCCACUGAUACUCAGCAUCUCAUUGGCAGCUGUGGUUUUUCUCAUGGACGAAGAGCUAACGGCCUUCAUUCGAGGUGAGGUCCGCGUCAACUUCCAUGCCGAGAGAGACGAUCUCCUCGUGCGGUAUCGACGCGGCACCGAAGAAGCUCUCGCCUGGACCGACUUCAUCAACACCACGCAGCUGCCGGUGAUCCAAGCCUUCACUCACUAUCUGUUCGUGACUCGCUCCACCGAGUCAACCAGGUAUAUCUGGUCCAUGACGGGACUGCUGAUCCGCAUUGCGGUCUGUCAGCAUCGGCUUCCAUCGGGAUUGGUCUCUCCUUCCCGGAAUAUCCAUCUUCGACGCAGAGAUGAGGCGCCGACUCUGGUUGACGGUGUGCCACCCUGA